AUGGAUCUUAAUGCUGUCAUCAAUAGAAUGCUUAAACGUGACAAGAAAACUAGAAAUAAGAGGUUGUAUCUUAGAUUAUUCUCAGCCAUCCCACUUUCAAAUAAUACAGGUCUAGUAGAAUGGGUUCCUAAUACAAAUGUUUUGAGAAAACUUAUUGAUGAUGAAUAUUUAAGAAUGCAAAAGCAACCUUUGCAACAAUCAAUACUAACAAAGUUUGGAAAAUCCAAUGGUGUUCCACAGAAAAGCUAUGGAACAGCAUUUGACUAUGCAGUUAAGGAUUACCCACCAGUUUUUGGUAAAUAUUUCUUACAUCAAUUUUUAGAACCAAACCAGUGGUAUCAGAAUCGUCUCAACUUUGUCAAGACAGCAGCAGUUUGGAGUAUGGUUGGAUAUAUAGUAGGAUUGGGUGAUAGACAUAGCGAAAACAUUUUAAUAGACACCAACAAUGGAGAUACAAUCCAUGUUGACUUGGCAAUGUUGUUCGAAAGUGGUAGACUAUUGAACAUACCAGAAAAAGUACCAUUCAGAUUGACCAGAAAUAUGAUAGAUGGUAUGGGAGUUACAGGAUAUGAAGGAGCUUUUAGAUUGACCUGUGAAGCAACUUUGGAAUUGUUGAGAAAGAAUAAUGAAACGUUGUUGAAUGUUUUAGAAACCUUCAAACACGAUCCACUCCUGGAUUGGGAACAAAUUCAAAAGAAGAAAGAAAACCAAGCCAAGAAAGCCAUGAAUUCUGCUGAUGUAGAUUCGGCACACAAAAUAAUUGGACAAAAACUUCAAGGAAUUGUUGGUGAUAGUGCACUUCCUCUCAGUAUUUCUGGUCAGGUUGAUUACUUGAUCGAUGAAGCAACCAACGAAGAAAACUUGAAGAGUAUGUACAUCUGGUGGAUGCCUUUCCUAUAA
Molecule: messenger RNA, 900 nt
Organism: Naegleria gruberi
Lineage: Eukaryota; Heterolobosea; Eutetramitea; Acrasida; Naegleriidae
Exons: 1
Coding region: 1-900 (299 amino acids)
Biological process (GO): DNA damage checkpoint signaling; telomere maintenance; protein phosphorylation
Cellular component (GO): nucleus
Molecular function (GO): protein binding; protein serine/threonine kinase activity
Source: RefSeq, a predicted model, not a curated record